UAAUAAUAAUAAUAAUAAUAAUGCCUACAAACUGGAAAUUCGCCUGGGAAAAUUUCAGCUUGCAUCUGAUUUUUGCUAGCGUAUAUCCUAGAAACAGUGUAUAACACUAAUGCUACCAAUGCAAAUAUAGUAACAGGCUGUUAAUUUCAAACCUCAGCUGAAAACAUUUCUCCCAUUCUUACAGUUUUUCUCCCCAUUUAUCUCCGCAAUUGUACUUAAUUCAAUGGAGCAUUUUAAAUGUAAUUCAGUGGCGCAUUUUGCCAUACAAUUUGUUUGAAUGACGCUAUACAGAGUAAAGGUUGUAUUGUACUAUAUAAUGAAACUACGUCUAUGCUUGAACAAACUCCAACUGCUGUUAAUCAAACCAGCAAGUUCCUGAAUGAUCUUUUGGACUCUGGACUAAUGGCAAUAGACUAUUUUAAACAGCAGUUCUACUCUAAAAUAUGUUUAGGUUGACACAGGCUGACAAGGACUGUGACAGACUUCCAGAGCUAAGCUGAUCGGUUUGCAAGUAAAGCACCAGGGUUUUUCCCUCACUGCUAGAACUACAAAUUCAGCAUGCGAACCGAAGAUCAAAACGUAGUUUUGAGUUUCGUUUCUGGUUUUCAAUAAAACCAUGUAGGACCUAAAAGGACCUGAAAAUCUGAAGAUUAACUAGUGACCAGCUGGUAUAUGGAUUAACACAAUAUAUUUCAGUCAGUGCCAGGAUAUUGUUCUACACUGACACAGGGAACCAUGUGGAUAGGUAAGGGUGAGACGUUUCUAAGUGACUACUUAGAAAGCAUUUUGCAGUCUUUGAGGUUCAAAUGAUAAGUCUUCCAGAGCUAAAAAAAAAAAUUAAUCUUUUAAAACAUAACUGGUUAUGCUUUGGGAGGAAUGUUCUCAGGACCACGUCAAAGAAGAUCCUUAGUAUCCAGCUUGGCAGCCUUUAGAAACACUACCAUGGGAAUAAACUCGAGGGUUUCAUAAUCUCAGUUAGUUCCAGGAAUUUUUAAAACUGCCUGUGCUACAAGAAACAGUACUGCCCUAUUAAGUCAUCUAGUCUAUCAGAAACCGGUGUGGGCUUGUUUCCGCCAUACAUUUUGCAACAUCAUUUUUGGCACAAAAGGGGGGAUUAAAAACAAAAAAGCAUAAGCAAAACGUAAGCAAAGCAGUUUUGCGCUGGCUUUUUUAGUUUAUUUGGUGCCUCGCUCCUGGCUUUAGGUUAUCAGCUCGAGCCUGAUACCGCCGGACUGCCAAGAGCAACUCAAACGGAACAGAGCGGUGACAAUGAACCCUCGCCCUGAUGCAAGGCUGUCCGGGAAGCGCUCUGCCCGGAGCCGGGACCGGGCUCGUUUUCCCCAGCGAAGAGGAUCGAUGGCCUCCGCCCAGGUCUCCGCCGGGGUGGCGGCUACCGCGGGGGUAGGCUGCGGGCUGGAAGGCGCCGCCGGGACCCUCCGGCCCACGUGGGGCGGAAGGCGGAAACGCACCCGGCGGUGCCGGCCCCGGCCCCAGCCCCCCCCCGAGCGCCUGCCCCGGGGCACCGGCUCCUCACGCCGCGCCUCGGCCGGCUGGCAGGGACAGCGCUCCCCGGCCGGGCCGCCCUGCCCCGGGGAGCGGGCAGCUCCGGGGCGCCCCCCGCCGGGCGGGGGCAGCCUGCGGCGGGGAGCGGGCAGCCCGGCGCCCUGCCUGGGGGCGCGGGGGGUCACCCGCCGGGGACGGGAGAGGGGCCCCGUACGGGACAGGCUGAGAGAUCCAUGUGCUACUCAGGCAUCAAGGUUUCCUGAGGCUGACAGCCCAGACACAGCCCUGGUUUCAGUUUGUGCCCACUUCCAGCUUUCCAUCUCAUUUCAGCUACAAGGUCCUAGCAGUCACACCAGCUGGCUCAGGUCCCACCUGUUCACGCAGUCUCCUCCUGUCUGUGUAGAAAGACUCCAGAACACCUCAACCUAUUGGGAGGCAAUGGAAUUCAAUCCCAGGCUCUUUACUCAUGGACCUCAGCAGUCCCUGCAGACGCCCUUGCAUUUCUUCUGCUGGAGGAGGUUGUGACACUCCUAGUGCCCCUGUUUGACUACAUAUGUACAGCAAUGCUCACACAGCACAAGUGAGGAGGCCAGGGUAAGCUGCAUUCCACAUUUCCAAGACAAAAGAGAACCAGAGAAGCCUCUAUCAUCAGUAAGAAGCAUCAGAGCAAAGUCAUCAAAACAAUGCCACACACAUAACUAAGGAGAGCUGGAAACUUCUCAGUUAUCUGAUCAGUUAUUUCCAGUAGCAGAAACCUGACUUAGGAUCCUGUAAUGCAAAGCAACAGAUAUCAAGGAAGUGGUAAAACAUG
Molecule: messenger RNA, 2314 nt
Organism: Falco peregrinus (peregrine falcon)
Lineage: Eukaryota; Metazoa; Chordata; Aves; Falconiformes; Falconidae
Exons: 3
Coding region: 1270-2028 (252 amino acids)
Source: RefSeq, a predicted model, not a curated record